UUAGUAUUCUAAUUAGGGAAACAUCAACUGUCUUUUAGUUUUUUUUAUUCAUAAAUUGCUAUAGGUUUAUAGUGGUUCAUAAAUUUUUUAUUCUUUUAUCCAUACCAAAAUUUUUAAGUAAAUAGAUAAAACAAAUAAAGCAGUAUUAUUGUUGGUUAAGACUUAAGAGAUGGCAAUGCUCGAGCACUGUUUGAUUGGAAUACUUUAAUGUGUGAACUUGCAUCUUGUUUGUGCAUCUGUAGGAGAAGAACAAGAUCUUAAUAUUUAUUACAAAUAGAUAGAUAGACAGUUAGUUAUUUAAGGUAGUUGUAAGUUAGUUAGUUAUACUUUCAGUUACUAGUUCUAUUCUGUUAUAACAUAUUAUACUCUAGAUGAGAUCAAAGUAUAUGUAAUAUGUUCUGGAAAUUAAGCUGAUCAAUAUAAAUUUCUCAUUUACUAAUUUGAUAUUUAUUAGUCAGUUUAGUUAGAGGACAUGUUAGUUGGAGGAAUUUGUAUUGAAGAGAUUGAUUUGAACUUUCUGUUCAUCAGUUGAACCAAUCUGGGUUGCGCACUCCUCAGUGUACACUUCAAGGCACCCUCACGAAACCACAAGAUCUGAGUGUAACCAAACGCCUUGUUUCAUUGUGGGGGAAGAGGUUCGGAGAAGAAGUGGAUCAAGAUCUUAAUAUUUACCUGCAAGUGACGUAGACAGGUUUUUAAGGAUGCCUAGGAAAUCAAGGUACAAUAUUAUACGGGAACCCCCGAAAGAUGCCGGAACUAAUGACGGUACUGAGGAGACAACGGUUGGGACCACGACUAGAGGAGCUCAGACAUCACGGGAGGAAACACGUGAUAGGGUUCCUCCGAUAUCAUCCUCAGCUAAUAGAGCUCCGGCAACCCGUAUGAAUGAACCGUUUCGUGCACCGUGCAUCGACCAUAGGAAUGCACAAUCGAGUACUGCUGAUGACCCUCAAACUCCAACAGACAACACAGAGACUCGGCAUCGCGCGGAAGUGGAUGAUCAUGAAUUAGCGGAUGAGGAUUACGACCUAGAGGCGGAUGAAGUUCCGUCGUUUGAUGACCACAUCGACGACUUGUUUGCUGCCCAAGAAGUCGAAGGUCAGCAUAACAACAAGAAAGCCAAAGAUAAAGAUUUAUGGGAAGUUACUGUUAUCGAGGACGGUGUCAGAAAAGUUUCUAAGUUGAGUGUGAAGGAGGCUAUAGCCCUCCCUUCUAAUACGAAGAUAGUACUCCCAUUUAACAGUCAGCUGCAACUGAUUGGUCAGGCGGCAGGAUUACUAAGUGGUUUCAUAGGGAAUUUGGGUGCGGAUUAUUCCCAGUUCCCCAUAUACUUAGAAAGUUGGAAGCUGGUGAGCAAAGCAAAGAGGGAUCAUGUGUACAACAUGCUUAAGGUAGAACUUUAA
Arachis duranensis is the source of this 1403-nucleotide messenger RNA. RefSeq lists its product as uncharacterized. NCBI's taxonomy places the organism in Eukaryota, Viridiplantae, Streptophyta, Magnoliopsida, Fabales, Fabaceae. The coding region runs from base 702 to 1403 and encodes 233 amino acids. The transcript has 5 exons. The record is from RefSeq and is a predicted model, not a curated record.